This is a messenger RNA of Cylicostephanus goldi, 462 nucleotides long. Lineage: Eukaryota; Metazoa; Nematoda; Chromadorea; Rhabditida; Strongylidae. The record is from the annotation of a GenBank genome assembly.
GUUUGCGAUGGAAUUGAAGAUUGCAGCGAAGGGGAAGACGAACGAAGUUGUACCUGUGCGGGUUUGGAUAAGUUCGAAUGCCGGUCUGCUUCCGGAAAGACUAAGUGCAUCCCAAAGACCAAGGUUUGCGAUGGGGUAUGGGACUGUAUGGACGGAAAGGACGAGAUGCAGUGCAAAGCAUGUCCACACGAUACUAUUCGUUGCCACCAAGAGGGCAAGUGUAUCCCGAAAAUUUCACGGUGCGACGGCAUAGCGGACUGCAAGGACGGUUCCGAUGAGGCCGGUUGCACCUGCCGAGAGUGCAUAGGGCAACACUGGAAUACCUAUAUGUGUGGAUCGGGUUCACACUGCUUCAGAAGAGACGAAGUUUGUGCUCCGUACACCAUUUGCCCGAAUGCAACGAAAGCUGAUAAAGUGUACUGCGCGGGAAGAGCGCUGCGGGGAGUGGAUUGGCUCAAAUGA